AGCGCAGUCCGGGUUGAUUCGCGGUGCGGAGGAGUCACAGCUGUGAUUAUGGUUCAAUACGAUGGAGAAAAAUGGACAAAUCACGGAUUGAGAUUCCUGAGUACUCCCACGGAGAUUUGGACUGGACUUAGAAGUGCAACAGGCUUUUAAUCAACCUGCAGAUAUCGGUGUUUUGUGGAUACAACGCGGCGUUAAAGGAUCUUUGUCAUCCCGGACUCGAGAGAGACGAGGCGGCCUCACAUCCUCACAGACGUCGGUGAAGUUGAGCUGCGGGCUGCGCUAGCUACGUUAGCAUUUAGCUUGCUGUGGAGAGUCUAUUGUAUCCAGUGGGAAGUGGUGUUAUAAAGGGCAAGGUUAUACGUGUAGCGUAAGGCAGCAGCAGUGACAGUGUCUUUUAAUAACUACCGUGUCUGCUGAGUGCUUUGACAACGUUAGCACCAGUGCUAGGAGCUAAGCUAGGUGGCUAGCUCUGUGGCAGGGCUAGCUUGUUGUCCCCCCUCCCUGCUAACUUAGCCAGAGAGAUUCUCUGAAAUGGGAACAAAAAGACAGCUUCAGUAGUCUGUUUGCUGACUAGAAAACAUAUCUCAGCAGAGAGAUCUGCUCCUAAAGUUUGCAAAAGUGGCCUAAAAUAUUUCAAUACUAGACAAUAAGCAUGUUUUUCUUCCCCACAUAGAGGCAUCCUGUCCGGAUACAGCUCCAGUUACACUCUUGUUGCCUGUGCUUUUACUUUCACAUAUAUGCUAAUCUGUCACUUUUUUUUUGUCAGAUUGUGGUUAAACCUAUUUACUAGCUGUCAGUCAUCAGUUUGAAACACAGUACCAGUUGUUUACAUCCCCCCUCCCUGAGCCCUCCCUAUGACCAAACUUAUUUUUCUUACAGUCACUUUUAGCAAAAAGGAUGUUUAUCUUUUCAGAACCACAUUUUUGGCACCCAGCUUGUUUUUCAACUAGGACAUCCCUGUGAGACUGGCCCAUUCUACGCUUACAUUUGCACACGAAUUGGAGGACUUUUAAAGCUGGUGGGCACACCAUUAAGCAAGUUCAUGGGCUAAAAAAGACCUGUGUUUUGGUUGAAGUGAGUAGAAUAACACAGAGGGGGUUAUUACCCCGCACAGUCACCUUCAGCCCCCUGGGCUCAGAUGGGAGACACCAUGGGCAGCCAGGGCAGCCCAGUGAAAAGCUACGACUACCUGCUCAAGUUCCUCCUGGUCGGAGACAGCGAUGUGGGCAAAGGAGAGAUCCUGGACAGCCUGCAGGAUGGAUCAGCAGAGUCCCCUUAUGCUUACAGUAGUGGUAUUGACUAUAAAACCACCACCAUCCUUCUGGACGGGAGGAGAGUGAAGCUGGAGCUCUGGGACACUUCAGGACAGGGCAGGUUCUGCACCAUCUUCCGCUCGUAUUCCCGCGGGGCUCAGGGGAUCCUGCUGGUGUAUGACAUCACCAACCGGUGGUCGUUUGAUGGAAUCGACAGGUGGAUCAGAGAGAUCGAUGAGCAUGCUCCAGGUGUACCUCGGAUCCUGGUCGGUAACCGUCUACAUCUGGCCUUCAAACGCCAAGUUCCCACGGAGCAGGCGAGGGCGUACGCCGAGAAGAACGGCAUGACCUUCUUCGAGGUGAGCCCUCUGUGCAACUUCAACGUCAUCGAGUCCUUCACGGAGCUGUCGCGCAUCGUCCUGAUGAGGCACGGCAUGGAGAAGUUCUGGAAGCCCAACAGAGUGUUCAGCCUCCAGGACCUCUGCUGCAGAGCCAUCGUGUCGUGCACGCCGGUCCACCUCAUCGACAAGCUCCCGCUUCCCGUCGCCAUCAAGUCCCACCUCAAGUCCUUUUCCAUGGCCAACGGCAUGAACGCCGUCAUGAUGCACGGACGCUCCUACUCGCUGGCCAACCCGGCCGGAGGCUCCAAGGGCAACAGCCUGAAGCGCUCCAAGUCCAUCCGUCCGCCGCAGAGCCCGCCGCAGAACUGCACCCGAAACAACUGUAAAAUCUCCUAACUAACGGGGAGGGG
Messenger RNA from Anoplopoma fimbria (sablefish), 2004 nucleotides. RefSeq names its product RAB40c, member RAS oncogene family (gene rab40c). Lineage: Eukaryota; Metazoa; Chordata; Actinopteri; Perciformes; Anoplopomatidae. The transcript is spliced from 6 exons. Gene Ontology annotation, biological process: protein localization to plasma membrane; intracellular signal transduction. The coding region runs from base 1139 to 1990 and encodes 283 amino acids. Gene Ontology annotation, molecular function: GTPase activity; GTP binding. Gene Ontology annotation, cellular component: synaptic vesicle; endosome; plasma membrane. The record is from RefSeq and is a predicted model, not a curated record.